This is a messenger RNA of Symbiodinium necroappetens, 1173 nucleotides long. NCBI's taxonomy places the organism in Eukaryota, Dinophyceae, Suessiales, Symbiodiniaceae. The record is from the annotation of a GenBank genome assembly.
AUGCGGAAGGUGCCGUGUAUGAUACGAAGCGGGCUUCUUCUCUGUACAGUCAUUGCCGUGGCCAUCACUAAUGAUUUUGGAAGCUUCGCUUGCCCAUGGAGGCAUCAGAGACGGAGCAUGCAUCGACAGUACCCCCGUGAUCGUGCAGAAGUGUUCAUUUUCAAUGCCGGGCAGGACACCGGAAUGCUGACAGCCGAGUCGAGGCGAGUGCAAGUUGCUCGACAAGCAGAGCCCCUUAUGCCGUGGAGGAUUCCAAACACGCAGCGCUUUCAGUGGCUCUCUGUGCGGGAGCUGCUUCUGCGAGAGAGAAUCCUUAUGGUGUCGGAGUACAUCGAUGACAACAUGGCCAAUGCGUAUCUGGCAAUGUUGCUCUACCUUCAGUCAGAAGAUGCCAAGAAACCAGUACAAAUUUACUUCUCCAGCCCCGGAGCGGCUUUGAAGCCAGCACUGGCCUUGUAUGAUACCAUCGGCCAACUGAAGGCGAAAGGCUGCAAAGUCACCACUGUCAGCUACUCGCUUUGUGCCGGAAUGGGUGCUUUUCUAGCAGCUGCUGGCUCGCCUGGGCGGCGCUUUGCAACGCCCAACUCGCUCUUUCUUCUUUCCAAAACAGGAUUGGAAAGUCCGGUUCGAGGUCAGGCUACCGAAAUUGAGUUGGAGGCAAAACAGAUGCUGCGAGAAAGUGAGCGUAUAGAGGAGGAGCUGUCCAGCAUUACUGGCAGACCUAUGGAGCAGAUCCGAAAGGACUUACGACGAAAUUUCUACCUCACCGCAGCAGAGGCAGUCGAGUAUGGUCUCAUAGACAAGGUGCUUGUGCCAGAGGACGAUAAGGGCUCAAAGCUAGACAAGGGCACUCGUGAUCCAUGGAGUGGCCAGGUCGUGAAGCCAGAGGUCGGGUUUGGUGUUUUCGCAGACCCAGAUCAGCCUCGAACAGCUGUUUGUCAACUGCGGACUGGAAGUGCCGGCUGGGCCCUGCGCUUUAAUGGCGUCGACGACUUUGCAACGAUCAUGGCGGAUCUGCCGCGGCGACCCUUGAAGGCCACUGGGCGAGGAGGUGGUUCGCUUCAACAGACGUCGGGUCCUCUUAAGCCGGCACUCAACCGUAUGCAGCCAGGUUUUGCUUUCAUUGGAAUUCCAGGGCUCAGAGAUUUGGCACAGAGUGCUCGUGCAAGAUGA